AUGGCAACGCCCCGGGCUGCGGGCUUCGGGGUCCGGCCGCCCUGCAAUAAAGGCGGGGAGAGGAAGAGUGGGAUGGAGCCCCUUCCCCGCGGGUAUCCGGACGCCGCCGGGGAAAAGCGGAGCAGGAGACACCGUUGGCACCCAAAGCCCUUGGGAAGGGAGCAAGCGGCCUCCAAGCCGCCGCUGCCCCCAGCCCUGCAGCACCAGCCCGACCAGCGCAGCGCCCUGGGCGUCCCGUCCCGCCUCCUCCCGGGGCCGCCGCAGGCCCCGGGCCGGGAAGCGGGAUCCCGGGCCCGCAGCCGCGUCCCCGGGCCGGUGAUGCCCCCUCACCCCUGGGAGCCGAUGUGGGUCUGUCCUGCCGGGGCCUCGCUCCGCUCCCGCCGGUGCGGCCUCUCCUCUCCCCUUCGGCCUCGCCUCCUUUCUCCUCGCCGCUCCCAAAGCGGGCCCCAGCCCACCGCCCCCGCAGCCCCAACCUCCCCACCCCCCGGGCAGCCUUCCCCGCCCACCGGGCCCGGCCUCUCCGCCCCUCGGGCCCGCAGCCCCAUUCCGGGGAUGCCGACUCCCCCGCUUCAUUCCUUCGAUCGCAUUUAA
Messenger RNA from Ornithorhynchus anatinus (platypus), 591 nucleotides. Its product is annotated as vegetative cell wall protein gp1-like. The record is from RefSeq and is a predicted model, not a curated record. The transcript is spliced from 3 exons. NCBI's taxonomy places the organism in Eukaryota, Metazoa, Chordata, Mammalia, Monotremata, Ornithorhynchidae. The coding region runs from base 1 to 591 and encodes 196 amino acids.